Messenger RNA from Glycine soja, 1582 nucleotides. Its product is annotated as caffeoylshikimate esterase-like. Lineage: Eukaryota; Viridiplantae; Streptophyta; Magnoliopsida; Fabales; Fabaceae. The coding region runs from base 211 to 1251 and encodes 346 amino acids. Gene Ontology annotation, molecular function: lipase activity. The record is from RefSeq and is a predicted model, not a curated record. Gene Ontology annotation, cellular component: membrane. The transcript has 8 exons.
CUUUCCAAAAGAACAGGACUCUACCUUCUUUUUCUAUAUAUCCGACCGUUCUCCGUUAUUCUCUUUCUCCCCUAUCUAUUCAAUUCCUGUGCAGUAACUUCUUGUUGCUUUUCACUUAUAGUUAACAACUUUCAUCACUACCAUUACGUGCAUUACAGAUCCAUCAUUCAUCCCAAGUUGGUGGAAGGCGUUGGCUUCGAUUUUUUUGAUAUGGAUUUAGAGUUUGAAUAUCAAGAAGAAUACAGGAGGAACUCAAGGGGAGUGCAACUCUUCACUUGCAAAUGGUUGCCUCUCUCUUCUCCGAAGGGCCUGGUUUUCCUUUGCCAUGGUUAUGGUAUGGAAUGCAGUGGCUUCAUGAGAGAAUGUGGUGUACGGCUAGCGUGUGCCAAAUAUGCUGUGUUCGGUAUGGAUUAUGAAGGGCAUGGACGUUCUGAAGGUGCUCGUUGUUACAUAAAAAAAUUUGAUAACAUCGUUAACGAUUGUUAUGACUUUUUCAAGUCAGUCAGCGAGCUGCAAGAGUAUAAGGCAAAGGCUAGAUUCUUGUAUGGAGAGUCCAUGGGAGGAGCAGUGAGCCUUCUUUUACAUAAAAAGGACCCUUCAUUCUGGGACGGUGCAGUUCUCGUCGCACCCAUGUGUAAGAUAUCAGAGAAGGUGAAGCCACACCCGGUGGUGGUCAACAUAUUAACUAAAGUUGAAGAUAUAAUCCCAAAGUGGAAGAUAGUUCCCACAAAGGAUGUCAUCGAUUCAGCCUUUAAAGACCCUGCUAAACGAGAGAGGAUAAGGAAAAACAAGUUGAUAUACCAGGACAAGCCAAGGCUAAAAACAGCAUUAGAAAUGUUGAGAAUCAGCAUGAGCCUUGAAGACAGCUUAUAUAAGGUGACCCUGCCGUUUUUUGUAUUGCAUGGAGAAGCUGAUACAGUGACAGAUCCAGAAGUAAGCAGGGCAUUAUAUGAGCGAGCCAGUAGCAAAGAUAAGACCAUAAAAUUGUACCCUGGAAUGUGGCAUGGCUUAACAUCGGGGGAGACUGAUGAGAACAUCGAAAAAGUCUUUGCAGACAUUAUAAUGUGGCUAGACAAGCACACCAGCAAUGCCACUCAUGCUUCAUCACAACAAAUUGAGACUUGUAACUAUGGGAUUGAGAGAUUUACAACAGUUGCAUCAUCACCAAAGAUUGUAAAGCAAGCAAACGGGCGAAGAAGCUAUCUUUGUGGGUUGAAAGGAAACCGCAUGCUAUACCACUCAGCAAUUUAAAAUUUUAAAUUGUUGUGCUACUAUGGUAGGGAGUUAGGGACUGUGAUCAUGUGGCAUGUACCUAUAUACCGUUUUAUUAUGUGGCCAUUUCCCCGUGCUCGCCUAAUUGGUAGGAGUCCACUUACAAAAAGUAAAGCGAAAUGUGGCAAAGCUCCAAAUAGCUUCGUUUCACAAAAUUUCCAUUGGGUUAACAUCAAUAACAAAAUUGGAUGAUACUAUAAUUGGGCUAAUAAGCUUAUAAAGUUAUAGUAAUACCAGCAAAACCAAUCUAUACAAGUCCCCUUAAAAGUUAAUAACAAAGAUGCAGAGGAAAGAGAAUUAGAAAAGACAA